AUGGCUCAACGGACGCCGAAAACCAAGCCCAACAGCAGCAGUCCAUACACUCUGGGACCACCCGGUAAACCCAAGACGUCGCAUUAUCGAAGCUCCAGCUUCAAAGCGCACCAAGGCUCCAAAAACGCCGUUUCCGGGCUGACUGUGUCGUCCGAGCUGCAAACACCAGCUGCCACGAGCUCUGCACCAGAAAUGUCAUCUCCAUCAGAGUCCAACAGCUUGGAAUCGCCCAAAUCACCCCUUGAAGCGUACCGUCAGCACCAAAACCAUCAUCAUCACCACCAACGCCAGCUGCCACAGCAACAAGCGUUUACGCUAAACCAUCAACGGGCCAUUCUCGAGCACCGACUCAUCACCAAAAACUCGGUCCCCCAGAAAAACUACUCGCACGUUCCAUGCCGUUUUUUCCGUCAAGGCACUUGCCAGGCUGGCGAUUCGUGUCCCUUUUCACACUCGUUGAACUCGGUCGCGGCGGAUGCCACCCCGUGCAAGUACUUCGAGCGUGGCCAUUGCAGGUUUGGUAACAAAUGCGCCAAUGCUCAUAUACUGCCUGACGGGACUCGAGUGCAUCCUUCAAAGCAGUUCAACUCCGGUAACAGAAGUAACGAUGCGGGGCCCCCACCGAUUUCAAUAUCGCUGCGCGACACAGAGCUCUCACAAUUUCCUCAGCAGAAGAUGACAGCUGCACUUGCAAGCCCAUCGCAGAGACUGCCCCCAGUGGCUACUCAUGGUACGUUUAUCUCCCUCCCCACACUGCACCAACAGACGGCAUAUGAAUCUGCCAUUGACGAAGAAGACGAUUGCGAGGAUUUCGAUGGGGAGGACUUUAUUCCUGGCGAGCUGUCAGACUUGCUCACGCCAAAGGAGCUGGAAAGACGUAAUUCCAGAUCUUCCUUGACCCGUAAACUCAGCUGGACUGACCACGCCUCAGCCAUAACGCUGAGUUCAGAGCAAUUGAAUGGCUACGAAGCAGCGUCUCUUUCGUCGACAAGAAACUCAUUUUCGGGUAUAUCGUCUGCAAACUCUACAGAUUUCUCACCCCCAAGCACCUCGAUGGCUUUUGGUCUUAUGAUCCAGUCUUUUGACUAUACCUAUCAGCAGGAUAAGCAUCAUGCAAUGUCCAUGUGGGGUGCCUACGAUACUCAGUCCCAGAUUCCAUAUGCGAACAUCAAUCAACUCAGUCUACAAAUGUCAAGGAUAAAUGUCCAUGGAAAAGAGGAGGAUCAUAGAGUCGCGGAGGAUCUGUCGUUGAAGAAUGGACGGGGUUUACAUCCAUUCUAUCUUGGCGACUUGCACCAACAGGUUUGA
Molecule: messenger RNA, 1308 nt
Organism: Lachancea meyersii CBS 8951
Lineage: Eukaryota; Fungi; Ascomycota; Saccharomycetes; Saccharomycetales; Saccharomycetaceae
Source: the annotation of a GenBank genome assembly